Molecule: messenger RNA, 2221 nt
Organism: Anneissia japonica
Lineage: Eukaryota; Metazoa; Echinodermata; Crinoidea; Comatulida; Comatulidae
Product: transmembrane protein 116-like
Exons: 3
Coding region: 1151-1543 (130 amino acids)
Biological process (GO): adenylate cyclase-activating G protein-coupled receptor signaling pathway
Cellular component (GO): plasma membrane
Molecular function (GO): G protein-coupled receptor activity
Source: RefSeq, a predicted model, not a curated record
ACAUUCAGUAGGUUCUGCACUAGACCAUUUCAUUUCAAAUAUGCGAAUUCUACCAUGGCACACAGACGGACACUCCAAGGACACCAUCUACGUAACCAGUUCUCGACCUUUAAAUUAAAAGCACAAAGCAACACCGCUGGGCCACACGCCACCGCAGAUUAAUAUCAUCUUAUCAAUAAUGGGUUUUACCUCUUCAGGAGAGCCAAUUAUGGAAACAAAGAAAUGGUAAUAUUGAAACGAUGUUGAGUGAACAAUAGUUAAUAGAUGUUCAUCAAAUAACCUUAGGAUCUGAAAGGUUUACAAAUGGAUUUCCAUGGCCAUAAGAAAACAAAUCUAGCUACUGGUGCAGAAUUGUACAUAAACAGAAUGGAAUCAUCCACCAAAGGGAUUUUCUUAAAUAAAUAUAGUGAGCAUAAAUUUUAAAAUGUAUUUUAUUACAUAGGUAAAUAAUGACAUUUGGCAUGGUUGUACCAACAAAAUGUAAAUAUGCUGAAAACUUUUUUAGAAAUUUACAAUAAAUUGUGUUAAAUGGUAUUUGAAAGUUAAUUCAUUACCCAUACUGUUAUGCUGUUGUUAGUUGGGCCAACCCCUCGUUGGACUAGUUAAGUAAUUUCAAGGCUGUUGAUUGGUUAAAUGACUGAGAACAAAUUUUUGAAGGCUGCCAUUGGUUGACUGAUGAUAACCAAUUUAUUGGCUGUUCAUUGGUUGGAAGAUGUGGGAACCAAUCUUUAUGGAUUUAAUUAAAUACAAAGAACUAAUUACCAGGUGAUCAUUGACACUGUCAACAUCUUCACUGGUUGCCUUAGCGAAAAGCUUUUAAAGUUUGUUUUUAUUUUUAAUUUGAUACACGUAAAAUAUCCAUUAUGUGGCAAAGCUAAUAUAUACUGCCUCCCCCAAAUGUGUUCAAGUGCAGCCAGUGUCUUAAGGAGUUCAGGUAACGAGAAGCUAAUUACAUAAUACAGCUGUUUACUAUUUAUUUUUUUUUGGUUGAUUUCGAUAAUGCCUAAUUUUAGAUAUAUGAUCGUUACGUCAUCAGGAUCUCGUUUAUAAUUCUUCUCGUAAAAAGUCAGUGAAAAGAUGAAUCAAUAUUCAAAGAUUUACAUCUACAUGGCAUUUGGAUUUAUACUUGAAGAAUAGUGUCCAGCUGGUGAUGAAAAGUGAUCCAUUGUGUCUGGGGAUGGUUGACCUUGUCACACAAAAAUAUAUUUCAGUUAAUGACUAUGCAGUAUUAUAUGUAUUGCAGGGAAUCACUGCACCAAGCCAAGGUUUUCUCAAUUGCAUCGUAUACGGAUGGACAAGACCAACAUUCCGUAAGAUUGGUAGAGGGCGCACCGACGGUAGUAACACUUUGCUUAGUGCAAGAACGUAUCGUGUCUAUGGCACAGGUGCGCAGCGAAAAUGGCCAAAGCACACAACCAAAUCCGAGAGUCCAAAGACUUUGCAACCGGAACGAGCGACAUCUCCAAGAAACCGCUCACCAAGUACAAGUAGAACGAGUUCACGGUGCUCAACACCGCUAUCCGAAACAACAUACGAUGAAUAAAUUGCACUGGAGUUUAAUCCUACUAUUUUUCAAGUUCAACAGAAAGAACACUUGUCAAUAAAAAAAAAUUAUCUCUAUUAAUGAGGCUUAGUGAGUGGAUUUUUUUUUUUUUUAUAAAGUCAUGAGAAAGAAAAAAAACAAAAAAACAUUUGUCUGGCAGAAUGUGGACUUAGAAAGCAAUAAUCUUAACUACUAAGUACAGCUCCACUCGUAUUUGGACUCUGUGAUUAUUGUACGAACAUAUUGAAGGACAUAGAGUGGGUUGGAGACAUGAUGCUAAAUUUAAGAAUGCUCUGGAAAUUUUGUGACUAGAAUUGCAUAUCUAGGAGUAUUGACAUGGGAGGAUUGAUGGAGGGCCAUGAAUUUUAAAGCUUGGUUUUCUAAGCAAUCAAUGCAACCGUUGUACUGCGUAGCAGGAAGGCUCCCCCAAUUAACUGACAAAUCAGCAUCACCGAAAGCUGUCGGUAAUAGCGUGUAGCGAUUGUAUGGAAAUCAAGAUUAUGUCGGAACCUCAAUGAAAUUGAGGAGGCGUUAGCUAUCAAAAUAAAGGUGAUAUGAGAUGAUUUUUAACUGUUUAAAGUGUAAUUCUGCUCAGCAACUUUCCAGCGGGGGAGCCACAAGCUUUUUUUUGAGUUGUGAACGCACCCCCCCCCCCCCCCGAACCCCCAUAUAUAUCAC